Messenger RNA from Camelina sativa (false flax), 1868 nucleotides. Its product is annotated as AT-hook motif nuclear-localized protein 1. The record is from RefSeq and is a predicted model, not a curated record. Gene Ontology annotation, molecular function: minor groove of adenine-thymine-rich DNA binding. Lineage: Eukaryota; Viridiplantae; Streptophyta; Magnoliopsida; Brassicales; Brassicaceae.
AAAAAUGGACAGACAUGGAAAAACAAAAAGUUACGAUGGAAAUUAGCUGAAAGCAUUAAACAAAUCAUACAAUAAAAAAUCAAAUCCAUGAUCAAAUACCAUUAUUUAAUGUCAAGAUUCUAAAAAAAAAAUAGAUUAUCAAUAUUUUUUUUAUUCAAUCUAAAAUGACAUAGCAUAAAUAAAUCUAAUUUCCCUCACUUUCUUCUCCAACAUUUUCCUAUUUUCCUUCCUAAUUUUCCAACCUCUGUUCUUAGCAAUAUAUUUCUUAUAUAUUCAGUUUAAUUUUCUUGUUCUAGAUCUUAAUUAUAUUUCUUUAUCCUUAAUCAUCUUUUGUUUAUCUUUAAUCAAAAAAAACCCAAAAUCUUUGAUUUUUCUUGAAAAAAAGUUAGAAGAAAAUAAAGGAAAACUAACCAAAAACAAGAAAAAAAUAAGCUAAUGGCUUUAGAUAUGGAGUCUACCGGAGAAGCUGUUAGAACAACCGUCGGUAACGGCAGCGGUGUUACGGUGGUUAGAUCCGACGCACCGUCAGAUUUUCACGUAGCUUCAAGAUCAGAAAGCUCAAACCAAUCUCCCCCCGGCCCCUCUGUCACUCCUCCUCCUCCUCCACCACAACCGUCGUCUCAUCACACAGCUCCUCCUCCGCCGCAAAUAUCUACGGAAACGACGACGGCGAUGGAAGGUAUCCCCGGUGGACCAAUUAAGAAGAAGCGUGGACGGCCAAGAAAGUACGGACCGGACGGGGCUGUUGUAGCGUUAUCUCCUAAGCCUAUUUCAUCAGCUCCGGCGCCGUCGCAUCUUCCGCCGCCGGGUUCACACGUCAUCGACUUCUCCGCCUCUGAGAAACGUAGUAAAGUGAAACCAACCAACUCUUUUAACAGACCAAAGUAUCAUCAUCACCAAGUUGAGAAUUUAGGUGAAUGGGUUCCUUGUUCCGUCGGUGGUAAUUUCACACCUCAUAUAAUCACAGUCAACACUGGCGAGGAUGUAACAAUGAAGAUAAUCUCAUUUUCGCAACAAGGACCUCGUGCCAUAUGCGUUUUAUCAGCAAACGGUGUUAUUUCAAGUGUUACACUUCGUCAGCCUGAUUCCUCUGGUGGCACAUUGACAUACGAAGGUCGGUUUGAGAUAUUAUCAUUGUCCGGCUCAUUCAUGCCUAAUGACUCAGGCGGAACUCGGAGUAGAACUGGAGGAAUGAGCGUAUCGUUAGCAAGUCCCGAUGGCCGUGUAGUAGGUGGUGGCGUAGCUGGUUUACUAGUAGCCGCGAGUCCGGUUCAGGUGGUCGUAGGAAGUUUUCUAGCUGGCACGGACCAGCAAGAUCAGAAACCGAAGAAGAACAAACACGAUUUCAUGUUGUCGAGUCCUACUGCUGCAGUUCCUAUAUCUAGCGCAGCUGAUCACCGGACAAUCCAUUCGGUGUCUUCUCUUCCUACGAAUAAUAAUACAUGGCAGACUUCUUUAGCACCUGAUCCAAGAAACAAGUCUUCGGAUAUUAACGUCAAUUUAACUUGAAAGAUUCCAAUCUUUCUCUGUAUGUUCGGUUCAUCAAGUUCGUUUCGGUUGGUUAUCCACAUUAGGGGUUUAAUAUAAUGGUAGUGUUUUAGGGUUUAGGGUCAUAUAUUGGUCCCAUUGUUUCAUGUAGGAUUUCCAUCAUUUAAAUCGGAUUGAAUCAUCUUGUUUGUUUAAUUAUAAUUUUGUUAAAACCGGUCAUGGUUUCCGGUUUUGCAAGUUAUUGUACCAAAAUAGGAAACUCAUGUAUCAGUUCAAAGUUACCCGGCUGUUCGAUUUGGUAAUAUCUUUCUCUCUAAAACAGAGGUAGAUAAAACCAAGAUUGCUUUAAUAUUAAUGUUAAACAAUUUGAGUUCCUUCAA